GGCAGGCCCCGCCCGCUCCUGGCGGCUCCGCGCGCCCCAGGUGAGGCGGGGCGGGCGCUCGGCGGGGCUGAGGCGAGGCUCGGGAGUCGCGCCGCGAGCCCGGCGCCAUGGCGGAGCUGGAGAGCCCGGAGUUCGGGAAGGCGGACUUCGUGCUGCUGGACUCGGUCUCCAUGCCUGAGUUCAUGGCCAACCUGCGGCUGCGGUUUGAUAAGGGACGGAUCUACACAUUUAUUGGUGAAGUGGUGGUUUCUGUGAACCCUUACAAAAACUUGAACAUUUAUGGUCGUGACAUGAUUGAGCAGUACAAAGGACGGGAGUUAUAUGAGAGGCCCCCUCAUCUCUUUGCAAUUGCUGACGCUGCUUACAAGGCCAUGAAGAGACGAUCAAAAGAUACCUGCAUUGUAAUAUCAGGUGAGAGUGGGGCUGGGAAAACUGAGGCCAGUAAAUACAUUAUGCAGUACAUAGCAGCCAUCACCAAUCCUAGUCAGAGAGCAGAGGUUGAAAGAGUGAAGAACAUGUUGUUGAAAUCCAACUGUGUGUUAGAGGCCUUCGGCAAUGCCAAAACCAACCGUAACGACAACUCCAGCAGAUUUGGAAAAUACAUGGAUAUCAACUUUGAUUUCAAAGGAGACCCGAUAGGUGGACAUAUCAAUAAUUACUUGCUUGAAAAGUCCCGAGUGAUUGUGCAGCAGCCAGGAGAACGAAGCUUUCACUCUUUUUAUCAGCUUCUCCAGGGAGGUUCUGAUCAGAUACUACGCUCCCUACAUCUUCAGAAAAAUUUCUCUGCAUACAACUAUAUCCGGGCCGGAGGGCAGUUAAAGUGUUCCAUCAAUGAUGGUGCAGAGUUCAAAGCAGUGGCAGAUGCUAUGAAAGUGAUAGGCUUCAAACCAGAGGAGGUUCAAACUGUCUACAAAAUUUUGGCUUCCAUUCUUCACUUGGGGAAUUUGAAGUUUUCAGUGGAUGGCGACACGCCUGUGAUUGAAAAUGGCAAGGUUGUGUCGGUCAUUGCAGACUUGCUGUCAACAAAGUCUGACAUGGUGGAGAAGGCCCUGCUUUUUCGAACUGUAGCUACAGGCCGGGAUAUCAUUGACAAGCAGCACACAGAGCAGGAAGCCACCUAUGGUAGAGAUGCUUUUGCAAAGGCUAUAUAUGAGCGCCUUUUCUGUUGGAUUGUCACACAUAUCAAUGACAUCAUUGAGGUGAAGAACUAUGACACCACAAUCCAUGGGAAAAACACAGUCAUUGGAGUCCUGGAUAUCUAUGGCUUUGAGAUCUUCGACAACAACAGUUUUGAACAGUUCUGCAUUAAUUACUGCAAUGAAAAGCUGCAGCAGCUUUUUAUUCAGCUAGUUCUAAAGCAAGAACAGGAGGAGUACCAGCGAGAGGGGAUUCCCUGGAAUCAUAUUGAUUAUUUCAACAACCAAAUCAUUGUGGAUCUGGUGGAACAGCAGCACAAAGGGAUCAUUGCCAUUCUGGAUGAUGCCUGCAUGAAUGUUGGAAAAGUCACCGAUGAGAUGUUCCUUGAAGCACUGAAUAACAAACUGGGGAAACAUGCUCAUUUCUCCAGCAGAAAGCUUUGUGCGACAGACAAGAUCCUGGAAUUUGAUAGAGACUUUCGGAUUAAGCACUACGCAGGAGACGUUAUAUAUUCAGUCACAGGAUUUAUUGACAAAAACAAGGACACUUUAUUCCAAGACUUCAAACGCCUAAUGUAUAACAGCUCCAAUCCUGUGUUGAAGAUGAUGUGGCCUGAAGGUAAAUUGAGUAUCACAGAAGUGACCAAGCGACCCUUGACUGCUGCUACCCUUUUUAAGAACUCCAUGAUUGCACUAGUAGACAACCUGGCAUCUAAGGAGCCAUAUUAUGUCCGAUGCAUUAAGCCCAAUGAAAAAAAAUCAUCACAGCUGUUUGAUGAAGAACGUUGCAGGCAUCAAGUGGAAUACCUUGGACUUCUGGAGAACGUCAGGGUUCGACGGGCAGGAUUUGCCUACCGCCAAACAUAUGAAAAGUUUCUUCACAGGUACAAGAUGGUCUCAGAAUUUACUUGGCCAAACCAUGACCUUUCUUCAGACAAAGAAGCUGUGAAGAAAUUGAUUGAGUGCUGUGGGUUUCAGCAUGAUGUAGCCUAUGGGAAGACCAAGAUUUUCAUACGGACUCCACGGACGCUCUUCACCUUGGAGGAUCUGCAUGCCAAGAUGCUUGUUAGAAUUGUCCUCUUCCUACAGAAGGUCUGGAGGGGCACACUAGCCCGCCUUCGGUAUAAGAGGACAAAGGCUGCCCUCACAAUAAUUAAGUGCUACCGCCACUACAAGGUGAAGUCCUACAUCCGUGAGGUCACCCGGCGCUUCCAAAGCGUGAGGUCCAUGCGGGAUUAUGGAAAGCAUGUGAAGUGGCCCAGCCCUCCAAAAGUGCUGCGCCGUUUCGAAGAAGCACUGCAGGCAAUUUAUCACAGGUGGAGAGCAAAUGUGCUUAUCAAGAGCAUCCCACCAGAAGAUCUGCCUCAGCUCAGAGCUAAGGUUGCUGCCAUGGAAUUGUUGAAGGGUCACAGAGCAGAUAUUGGGCUACAAAGAGCCUGGGAGGGUAACUAUAUUGCAUCGAAACCAGAUAACCCUCAGACCACAGGCUCUUUCAUCCUUAUUGCCAAUGAGUUGAAGAGGAAGGACAAGUACAUGAAUGUGCUCUUCUCAUGUCACGUCCGCAAGGUCAUGCUUUCUAGACCUUUAAUCAUUUUUGUUGCUCUUCUCUGGACUUUCUCCAAUUUGUCCACAUCUUUCCUGAAAUGUGGUGCUCAGAACUGGACACAAGACUCCCAGUUGAGGCCUAAUCAGCGUGGAGUAGAGCGGAAGAACUACUUCUCGUGUCUUGCUUACAACGUUCCUGCUAAUACAUCCCAGAAUGAUGUUCGCUUUUUUUGCAACAGUGGGGUGGAAGUUGUUGAAAUCCAGGUGGAAUUCUUCAAGGGCCUCCUUCCUGUGGGUCCAUAUGAUGAAGAUGUCAUCAGUGUAAUGCAAGUAGAGGAGGGGUGCUAGGGGACGAGAGCUGAGGAAGCGUUCUAAGUCAGCCAUAAAAAUGUUGGCAUACUGUGGGGCCAUGCGGGUACCCAUAGCAGCGCCACUGACUUGAAGGUAUAAGUUGUCCCCAAAUCUGAAAUGGUUGUGGGUGAGGACAAAGUCACAAAGCUCAGCCACCAGGUGUGCCGUGGCCUCAUCAGGGAUACUGUUUCUGACAGCUUAUAGUCCAUCCUCAUGUGGAAUAUUGGUGUAAAGAGCUUCUACAUUCAUGGUGGCCAGGAUGGUGUUUUCAAUGCAUCACCAACGCAUUGUAGCUUCCUCAGGAAGUCGGUGGUGUAUCGAAGAUAACUAGGAGUGCUGGUAGCGUAGGGUCUGAGGAGAGAGUCCAAAUAGCCAGAUAAUCCUGCUGUAAGAGUGCUGAUGCCUGAGAUGGUGGGGCAUCCAGGGUUUCCAGGUUUAUGGAUCUUGGGUAGCAGAUAGAAUACCCCUGGUUGGGGCUCUGGGGGUGUGUCUGUGUAGAUUUGUUCCCGUGCUGUAGCAGGGAGUUUCUUGAGCAGCUGGUGUAGAUUCUUUUGGUACUCCUCAGUGGUACUCCUCCCUUCUCUUCAGGUGUUAGUAUAAUAAUGCCUGCAUCUGUAAUUUUCACUCCAUGCAUCCGAUGAAGUGGGUUCAAGCCCACGAAAGCUUAUGCCCAAAUAAAUCUGUUAGUCUUUAAGGUGCCACCGGACUUCUUGUUGUUUUUGUGGAUACAGACUAACACGGCUACCCCGUAAAAUUUAAUUAACACUUUUUUUUUUUUAAACAAGCGUCAUCAGCAUGGAAGCAUGUCCUCUAGAAUGGUGGCCAAAGCAUGAAGGGGCAUAUGAAUGUUUAGCAUAUCUGGCACGUAAAUAUCUUGCAACACCGGCUACAAAGUGCCAUGUGAAUGCCUGUUCUCACUUUCAGGUGACGGUGUAAAUAAGCAAGCAGCAGUAUCUCCCAUAAAUGUAAACAAACUUCUUUGUCUUAGUGAUUGGCUGAACGAGUAGUUGGACCGAGUGCACUUUAGAGCCUGCAAGUUUUACAUUGUUUUGUUUUUGAGUGUAGUUAUGUAUUUUUGUACAUAAUUCUACAUUUAUAAGUCACAUUUUCAUGAUAAAGAGAUUGCACUACAGUACUUGUAUGAGGUGAACUGAAAAAUACUAUUUCUUUAUCAUUUUUACAGUGCAAAUAUUUGUAAUAAAAAAUAAUAUAAAGUGAGCACUAUACACUUUCGUGAGCUACAGCUCACUUCAUCGGAUGCACACGAAAGCUUAUGCUCAAAAUAAAUUUGUUAGUCUCCAAGGUGCCACAAGUCCUCCUUUCUUUUUGCGGAUACAGACUAACACGGCUGCUACUAUACACUUUGUAUUCUGUGUUGUAAUAGAAAUCAGUAUAUUUGAAAAUGUAGAAAAACAUCGAAAAAUAUUUAAUACAUUUCAAUUGGUAUUCUGUUGUUUAACGGUGCAAUUAAUUGCAAUUACUUUUUUUAAUAGUGAUUUUUAUUAAUUGCUUGAGUUAACUGCAGUUAAUCAACAGCCCUAGUUUAUAUUCAUCCUUUGUAAUUUGACCUAGUUUCUAAUUUUUGUAGGACUCUUUUUUGAGUUUCAGAUCAUUGAAGAUCUCCUGGUUAAACCAGGGUGGUCGCUUGCCAUACUUCCUUUGUUCUUGCACCCUUAAUAAUGUCUCUUUGAAAAACUGCCAACUGUCUUCAAUUGUUUUUCCACUUAGACUUGCUUCCCAUGAGUUCUUACUUACCAACUCCGAGUUUGCUGAAGUCUGCCGUCUUGAAAUCUUUUGUCUUUAUUUUGCUGUUCUCCCUCCUACCAUUCCUUAAAAUCAUGAAUUCUACCAUUUCAUGAUCACUUUCACCCAAAGGAUGGUUGUGUUGAUCUGUGUCUAGGGAAUUGUGCUGGAAGAGUUGUCUAGAUAGCAAAUAAGUGUGAGCUGAAGUCAGGGGCUGUGUGUGUUUGGGGUUAUUGUGUAUGUUGGUUGUGGUGUUUGGAUCAUUUUGUGUGUGCGCCUGCAGGGUUGUGCUGGGGGAUUGUUGUUUUGUGUAGGUGACGGGCCAAUUAAUCCAUCAUCUGUGUAGUCUCCUUUAUAAAAUCAAUUAAAUUGUUGCAUGCAAAUUAGGUGUAGAGUAAGAGUGGUGAUUUGUUAUUAUCUCUGAUAUAAUGGUCUAGGACUCUUCGAAUGGCAGAGGUACAUGCUUUACUGUAGCUGUACACUGCACAUGUAAUUGAUAAAGUCAAAAAGGCUGAACUUAAAAAUUUGGUGGUAACAGACCACAAAACCCAGUGAUGAUUGAACCUAGUGGUAUACUGAACACAGAGUCCCCAGCCAUGCUAGUAGCUGUUUCCAUCGCAUCAUGCUGACUCAGCAGUCAUUCUAGGCUUCAGAAUAACAAUCUUGAAAUCAUAUUAAGUAGAUGAAGGUCCCAGUCCAGCAAACACUUAGAUUCAUAGAUUCCAAGGCCAGAGGAAUCACUGUGGUCUUCUAGUCUGACCUUCGGUAUAACACAGGGCCAGGAACUUCCCCAAUAUAAUUUCUAGAGCAGAUCUUUAAGAAAAACAUCCAAUCUUAAUUUAAAAACUGUCAGUGAGAGAAUCUACCAUGACCCUUCAUAAGUUGUUCCAAUGGUUAAUUACUCUCACGAUGAAAAUUUUACUCCUUAUUUCCAGUCUGAAUUUGUCCAGCUUCAACUUCCAGCCGUUGGACCAUGUUAUUACCUUUGUCUGCUAGAUUCAGGAGCCCCAUAACCUUCUCUUUGUUAAGCUAAAUAGAUUGAGCUCCUGGAGUUUGUCACAAUUAAGGCAUGUUUUCAAAUUCUUAAUCGUUCUUAUGGCUCUUCUCUGAACCCUUUCCAGUUUAUCAUCAUCCUUCUUGAAUUGUGGACACAGAACUGGAGGUAGUAUUCCAGCAGUGGUCACACUACUGCCAAAUACAGAGGUAAAAUAACCUCUCUGUUCCUACUGGAGGUUCCCCUGUUUAUGUAUCUAAGGAUCGCAUUCGCCCCUUAGGCCACAGGGUCGCACUGGAACAUCAUUAUCCACCAUGACCCCCAAAUCUUUUUAGCGUCACCCUUCCUAGGAUAGAGUCCCCAUCGUUGAAGUAUGGCCUACGUUCUUUAUUCCUACAUGUAUACAUUCACAUUUACCCAUAUUAAAAUGCAUACUGUUUGCGGGAACCCAGUUUACCAGGUGAUCCAGAUCGCUCUUGUCCUCUUCAUUAUUUACCACUUCCCCCAACUUUUUUCAUCUGCAAACUUUGUCAAUGAUGAUUUUGUGUUCUUUCUGAUCAUUGAUAGAAAUGUGAAAUAGCACAGGGCCAAGAACUGAACCCUGCCCUAUGCUAUUUCAAGCCAAGAACUGAACCCACUAGAAACACACCCACUCAGUGGCGAUUCCCUGUUUACAAUUACAUUUUGAGACCUAUCAGCCAUUUUUUAAUCCAUUUAACUUAAGCAGUUAUGUAAGUUUACUCAGAAGACUAAUCAAUGGGACUACUUAUGUUCUUGAAGUUAAGCUUACAUAUAAAUGUUUGCAGCAUCAGAUGCUAAACUUGUAUUUUUAUUUAAAACUUUAGUGAUAUAAAAUGUCACUUCAAAACAACAUUUUUCAGUGCUAGCCAUGAAAGUUAUUUAGACUUUCAAUUCAGUAAUAAAGUUAUUGUGAUCUUUCUUAUACACAUAGAUCAAAAUUUUCAAAAACAGAGGUGCCUAUAGGCGCCGACUCCGUGGGUGCUCUGGGGCUGGCGCACCCAUGGAAAAAAAAUAGGGGGUGCUCAGCACCCACUGCGAUGACCAGCUGUUGGCAGCCAGGGAUUAACUGUUUUGCGGGAGCCUCCGCAGAUGAGCUGUUUCCUAUGGGUAGCCUGUACGCAGCUGCGAUCACCUGUUUGCCGGGUAGGCUCAGAUCAACUGUUUCCUGCCUCCCUGCUCCAGCAGGGGCUGAGUGAGUCUCACCAAAAAAAAAAAAAAAAAAAAGCCUUAGGGUUGGCGUGGGCGGGAGUGCUGGGCUAUCAGCAGCAGCACAGCCAGCCCCUGCUCACUUAGGGCUGCCCCACACCUCUUGGGCUGAUGGCCACGUGUAUGGUUGCUCCCUGCCAGCCAAGCUCGACUCCGGCCACAGCAGGCAUCAGGUGACCCAAGGGAGCCCAGCCAGGCUAGGGCUGGGUGUAGUGAAGGAUUAGGGGGAGGAGAAACCCUGGACCCUGGCAGGAGCUGCGCUGGAGGUGGGUUGAGAGGAGAAGCCCCAGACCCCGGCAGGAGCCACGCUGGGCAGGCGUGCGGGGAGGAGAAGUUCCAGACCCCAGCAGGAGCCGCCCGGGGGUGGGGGGAGGAGAAGCCCCAGACCCUGGCAGAAGAUGUGGGGCUGAAGUCCCCAGCUCGGGAGCCCCAGCCACCCAAGUGGCAGAAGCUGCAGGGCUGAAGCCCCGACCCCACUCUGUGCAGAGCUGGUCUGAGCCCCUCUCUCUCCUGUCCCCCCUGUGCGGAGCUAGCUUUCACGCUCAGGGUGUGGAGAAAUUCAGUCCAAAUCUACCCACACUGGUAUCUCCAUUUCCCCUAUCAUCACACAGGGGCCUUGGGGAAGGGGGCGGAGCUGGGAUGGGGCACCCACCAGCAAAACCCAAAGUCAGCACGUGUGGAGGUGCCUAUAGUUAGGCUCCUAAGGAUGGGAUUUUAAAAAGUAGCUCAACUCCCAUUGAGUUCCAACUGCAGACCCUAAUGAAGGAUUAUAGCCUGGUUGAAGCAUUUCAGCUUUCCUGGCAUGUGGAAAUUUGUUCAGUAUAUUGACAGAUGGUAUUAGUUGCAGAUACAACGCAGGGUAUUUAUUUAUCAAUGAUGUGUUUGGGUUUGUGUUGAUCUCUCAGUAAGGUAGUUAAUGAGGCCCUGGACUUGUUUUUUUACAGCAAAGCUAAGGCUCUUUAUUUUCGGUUUUUACCCAAAACAAUUCCCAGCCUUUACAAAAGCUAAUGCUAAUUUUACUAGCUUUACUAAUUUUCACCUGAAUUUUGGAUCAUUCAUGUAUAUGAAAAUUCUCCUUGUGUUCAGCAAAUCCAAUCUACUACAUUAAUGGAUGUGUGGUUGUUAAUAAUAAAGUAGUCUAAGUGUAAAUGCAAGUCUGUCAAAGUAAUGUAGUGGACGAUACACGCACACACACGUGUGUGUGCAUUUGUAUACGUACUGUUAAUGUAUAGUUAAUUUUUUGUACUUCCUGUCCCAUAAUAUUAACCCUGAUAUUUACCCAGAAAACUGUGAAGUUUAAUUUUUUUCACUGAUUUUCACCCAUUUUUAAUCUUAAUUACAACACUGAUAAAUUCCCAGGAAAUUUUAAACAAAAUAAAAACAGAAAUGAGGGGUCUUGAACGUAGCUGAGCACUUUAAAUCUGAAAUUUCCUAAUAGACAAAAAUCUCUGUAAAAUCCGAAACUCUCCUAACAAUUAGGAAACUAAACAAGUCCAAAACACCCACAUUAGUAAUUUAAGACUAUAAAUGGGAAAAAGUACAAAACUAGUCACAUCUCAUUUAAGUUUAAAAAUCUAUUUAAUUUUAAAAAUGUCUUGUAUCCACCCCACAUCUUGAGGUGGGGGGUAUGUGUGUCAGUGGGAUGUUCUGCUAGCUAAGUGAUCUGAUUGGCUGAAAUUUUUUGUGGUGUGUGCCAGCUCAGUUGUUUGGGGGUUCUCUGAAUCUCUGAACCGCCUUCUAGUAUCUUGUAGCAGUGAAGUCCUUCCUACUUUUCCUUAUGCCAAGGGCACUGUAUGACCACUUUGCUCCUGGCUUUUAUUUUUCUGAUUGUGUUGAAAACAAAAGAAUAGAAAUAUUAUAUUGUUGGAAAAAGAAAAGGAGUACUAGUGGCACCUUAGAGACUAACCAAUUUAUUUGAGCAUAAGCUUUCGUGAGGUACAGCUCACUUCAUUAGAUGCAUU
Molecule: messenger RNA, 8957 nt
Organism: Chelonia mydas (Green sea turtle)
Lineage: Eukaryota; Metazoa; Chordata; Testudines; Cheloniidae
Gene: MYO1D
Product: myosin ID
Exons: 20
Coding region: 108-3029 (973 amino acids)
Biological process (GO): vesicle transport along actin filament; actin filament organization
Cellular component (GO): microvillus; actin cytoskeleton; cytoplasm
Molecular function (GO): ATP binding; actin filament binding; microfilament motor activity
Source: RefSeq, a predicted model, not a curated record